AUGAAAGGAACACGCUAUCCACGGCAAUCAUUGAAUAGUUUGCUCAGUACCUGGUACGGUUAUAUUGAACUCUGAAAACUUGGCGACAUUCAACUUUAUCAUGCCGCCGAAAGUUAGUGGAAAAGCUGUGAAGAAAGCUGGUAAAGCACAAAAAAAUAUUAGUAAAGCUGACAAGAAAAAGAAGAGAAGAAGGAAGGAAAGUUACGCUAUUUACAUUUACAAAGUGCUUAAACAAGUGCAUCCUGAUACUGGUAUAUCCAGCAAAGCAAUGAGUAUCAUGAACAGUUUUGUGAAUGAUGUUUUCGAACGGAUUGCAGCAGAAGCAUCAAGAUUAGCACAUUACAAUAAACGAUCUACCAUUACUUCUCGCGAAAUUCAAACUGCUGUAAGACUUUUAUUACCUGGUGAAUUAGCAAAACACGCAGUCAGUGAAGGUACCAAAGCAGUUACCAAGUACACCAGCUCAAAAUAAACAACAUCUUGUUGUUUAAAAAAAACGGUCCUUUUCAGGACCAACAAAUUUUAAUUACGUGGAACAUUUUAAAGUUUUUAAACAUACAUAGUUCAAUACAUUCAUUAUUAAAUCCUAUUUUUUCAUUUUUUUCAUAUUUACUAUUUAUUCAUAUUUAUAAAAAUUAUAAUAAAAUUAUUUUAAUUGCUAUUAGUUAUUUAUAAUAUAAAACUAAAAAAUUUUAUUAUAUAUAUGAAUUUUAUAUAUAUAUAUUAAAUAUUUGAAAUUAAAUGUAAAAACGUAAAAUAUAUAAGAUUAAUGAAAAGUUUGUUAUAUAUAUAUAUAUAUGAAUUAAAAUGGAUUCCAAAAUCUUAAUUUUUUUAUUAAAUAAAUAAAAUUAUUUUAUUAAUAAAUUUUAAUAUAUAACUAUAAAUAAUUAUAGUUAAAUAAAAUUGUAUUUUCAAAUGUUUUAUUUUAAUAAAAAUUAUAUAAAAUUGGUAAA
Apis cerana (Asiatic honeybee) is the source of this 953-nucleotide messenger RNA. RefSeq names its product histone H2B. Gene Ontology annotation, cellular component: nucleosome. The record is from RefSeq and is a predicted model, not a curated record. NCBI's taxonomy places the organism in Eukaryota, Metazoa, Arthropoda, Insecta, Hymenoptera, Apidae. Gene Ontology annotation, molecular function: protein heterodimerization activity; structural constituent of chromatin; DNA binding.